AGGGGCGGCGCCGGGGGCUCGGCCCUUGGGGGCCCGGGAGCGGCUGACCAUGGAGCCCCAGAAAAUCACACCAUCCUCAAAGCCUCAUCCACCUGUUGUGGGCAGAGUGACUCAUCACAGCAUUGAAUUAUACUGGGAUCUGGAAAAGAGAGCAAAACGGCAGGGACCUCAAGAGCAAUGGUUCAGGUUCUCGAUCGAGGAAGAAGACCCCAAAACGCACGCUUACGGUAUCAUUUAUACGGGAUAUGCGACAAAGCAUGUUGUGGAGGGUCUGGAACCACGCACGCUGUACAGAUUUCGGCUGAAGGUCACCAGCCCCUCUGGAGAAUAUGAGUACAGCCCGGUGGUCUCGGUAUCUACGACCAGAGAACCCAUAAGUAAUGAGCACUUUCACCGAGCUGUCAGUGUGAAUGAUGAAGAUUUGCUGGUUCGAAUACUUCAAGGAGGAAACAUUAAGGUGGAUGUUCCCAAUAAGUUUGGCUUUACCGCCCUGAUGGUCGCUGCCCAGAAAGGAUAUACCAGGCUUGUGAAAAUCCUCGUUUCUAAUGGCACGGAUGUGAAUCUGAAGAACGGGAGUGGCAAGGACAGUCUGAUGCUUGCGUGCUAUGCGGGACACCUGGAUGUGGUGAAAUAUCUCCGGAGACACGGUGCUUCUUGGGAGACCAGAGACCUAGGAGGCUGUACGGCUCUGCACUGGGCCGCGGAUGGAGGCCACUGCAACGUGAUCGAGUGGAUGAUAAAAGAUGGCUGUGAGGUAGACGCUGCGGACACGGGCUCGGGAUGGACCCCGCUCAUGAGGGUGUCUGCGGUCUCAGGAAACCAGAGGGUAGCCUCUCUGCUGAUCGAAGCGGGAGCGGAAGUGAACAUGAAGGAUAAAGACGGAAAGACCCCUCUAAUGGUGGCCGUGUUGAAUAAUCACGAGGAGUUAGUCCAGUUACUUCUUGACAAAGGGGCAGACGCAAGUGUAAAAAAUGAGUUCGGCAAAGGUGUCCUAGAAAUGGCCAGAGUUUUUGACAGACAGAACGUGGUCUCCUUAUUAGAAGAAAGGAAAAGAAAACAAAUGGCGAAGAAGCCCUCUGUCUGCUGAGCCGGGCCCCACGUAGCCCGACAGCCCCGGGGAAACAACGUCCCACGUUUGACUAUUUGAUUUUAUUUCUUCGAUUGGUUUGAUUUUUUUUAUUUGAUUAUUUAUUUUCGUGGAAGGUUCACCGUGACUUUUGUAACGUACAACUGUUUCCCACUUUGAAAUACAUCUUUUUACCUACGCA
Messenger RNA from Lynx canadensis (Canada lynx), 1268 nucleotides. It is a transcript of the gene FANK1, whose product is annotated as fibronectin type III and ankyrin repeat domains 1. The coding region runs from base 50 to 1087 and encodes 345 amino acids. Gene Ontology annotation, biological process: regulation of apoptotic process. Gene Ontology annotation, molecular function: protein binding. Gene Ontology annotation, cellular component: nucleus. The record is from RefSeq and is a predicted model, not a curated record. The transcript has 11 exons. NCBI's taxonomy places the organism in Eukaryota, Metazoa, Chordata, Mammalia, Carnivora, Felidae.